Messenger RNA from Klebsormidium nitens, 352 nucleotides. The record is from the annotation of a GenBank genome assembly. NCBI's taxonomy places the organism in Eukaryota, Viridiplantae, Streptophyta, Klebsormidiophyceae, Klebsormidiales, Klebsormidiaceae.
AUGUUCAAAAGCACAAUCAUGCAAGCAGAAGCAAUCUUGAUGGCCGAGCACGCGACAAUGCUCUCCGCCCUCCGCUUGGCCCCCCUGCGAAGCGCCGCCCGCCAGACGUCACGUCAAACGUCACGCCAUCCGCCGCCAUCAUACCUCGCCGCGCCCUUCGAGCGCGCGUCUUUAUGGAGUAAACCCUACCGCGCGACACCUGUCACGAUGCAGCAGGCGAGCGCGCGCGAGCGCCAGGAGGAGGUGGCGCGCAUUGAGCACCUGCCGGAUGAUCAGAAGAAGCAGCUGGAUGAGCGCGCGCGCCAGGGGGAGACGGUUGUACCGGGGGGAACCGGGGGGAAGAGCUUGGAUC